Messenger RNA from Racocetra persica, 1472 nucleotides. The record is from the annotation of a GenBank genome assembly. Lineage: Eukaryota; Fungi; Glomeromycota; Glomeromycetes; Diversisporales; Gigasporaceae.
AUUCAGAUUAUGAAAAAGUUAGAGCAUUGAUAGAUAACGAUGAGAUAAUUACAUCAAGUGUUUUUUGUGAUGAAUUUAGAAGACUGAAUAUAAGUAGUGACCGUUUGAGCCGUAAUGAAAGAGAGGUUUCUAUGCCCGAAACCCAAUCGUCUACUGACACAAAUGCUGAUAAUUCCAUAAGAUUUGAAUUAAAUGCUGCUAAUGUUGAAGUUACUAGCACAACCACACCUGCUGGUACUUCUGAAACUGAAGCUAGAAUUAUUGAAAGAAGAAAAGAAGCUAAUUUAAGAACGAUUGUUGAAAUCGAACGACCGAUGAAUGUUAGUCUUUGUUAUGUUUUAGGCUGUACCGCCUCUAUGAGUCGUCAUAUUUCUGCUGCAAAGGAUAGCAUUUUACAGGUGACAGAAUUCUUUAAAAGCAUCAACCCAUGUAUUAAACUUAGAAUUGGUUUUUAUGAUUAUUGUGACCAUUGUGGUGGUAGCUCUCGCUUGCAAAAAUUGUGUGAGGAAUCCAGAGCAAAUUUGACUACCGUAAAAGCUACGGGUGAUGGUGAUGCGCCCGAAGAUGUUCUUGGAGGUCUUAAUGCUGCUAUAACUGAAAUGGAAUGGGGAGAUGGUACUAAAAUUCUUUUCCACAUUGGUGAUUGUCCACCACACGGUAGACGUUUUACUACUUUGGGAGAUAAUUAUCCAGAUGGUGAUCCAAAUGGGUUAACAGCAGAGUGUGUAUUAGAAAAAAUGCAAUCAAAAAACAUCUUUUAUGUGUUUGGAAAAAUCAUGAAAAAGGCUGAUAACAUGAUUGAAGUAUUUCGUAGUAUUAUAGAUGAAUUUCAAAUUUUCGAACUUGUUAGCAAUGAUCCACUUGAAUUGAUUAAUAAAUUUGUCGCAGAAACUACAAGAUCUGUUAAUAUGUCUGUUAAUAUGUUUAUUACGUUAACUCCCUAUAGACGCGAUAUUAACUCAAUUGUACCUGACUGGGAGCGUUUAUUACCUCGAAAAGGAAUAAUUUUAUGCUAUUAUCUCCCUAAAAAUAUUGAGGAACUUCAAAAUACAUUAUACUUCGAGAAAGAAAAUCUCAUUGCUAAACACUUUGAUUUCAAGAUUGCACCUGAGCCAUUUGCCGAAGGUGAAGAAAGAUAUGGUUAUUUCGCUAUUAAUACUAAAUGCAAUCCACCCAGGCGAGUGUAUAAAAUCAAUUCAGUUGCAGGAAGAAAAAACAUCCCACUUGUAAAUUUUGUUAGAGUGCAUCUUGUGCGUGCUACAAUGAGUAGCAGGAUGGUUUAUUAUUCCGUGGAGCCAGAAUUACAAGAUGCAGAGUUUAGAAGGUUCAAUUCAAAUAGUGGAUUUAUUACAGAAUAUCGUCCUGUUCUUGAGGCAUUCAGUCAUUUUACAUAUCAACACACAGAUGGAUAUUUGGUCGUUUGUGAUCUUCAAAGAGUUGAACAUCAUACCCAGUCGGUUCUUAUUGACUGA